Messenger RNA from Melopsittacus undulatus (budgerigar), 3379 nucleotides. It is a transcript of the gene COMMD5, whose product is annotated as COMM domain containing 5. Gene Ontology annotation, cellular component: nucleus. The transcript has 7 exons. Bases 19 to 696 code for a protein of 225 amino acids. The record is from RefSeq and is a predicted model, not a curated record. NCBI's taxonomy places the organism in Eukaryota, Metazoa, Chordata, Aves, Psittaciformes, Psittaculidae.
CGCUCAGUGUGCCCGGCGAUGGCGGCGGUGGCAGCGGGCAGGGCCGCGGCCCACGGGCACGGCGAGAGCGGUGGCGGCCGCGGCGGCAGCUUCCUGGGGCCGAGGGUGCCCGCUGAGGUAGAGGCCAUGGCUCGGGUCCUGCAGGACAUGGGCAAGGAGACCUUCCGGCGGCUCCUCAGAGUCACUGUUAAUGCGCUGGAAGGAAAAGACUGCAAGGAAUCUGUCAAGCUUAUUGCUGAAAGCACUAAUCUCUCAGAAGAGCAGCUUGCUUUCCUCAUUUCUGGCAUGUAUACCCUCCUGCGAGAGGCAUUGAGACUCCCCUUAUCAACUUUCAAACAAGAAGUUUUUAAGGAAGACCUAAAGGAGCUCAGGAUACCAGAAGAUUUCAUUGUGGACUUCUCCAGUAUAGUCUUUGGAAACAGGCGUCCCACUUCCGAAGGCACAGCUCUGAUACAAGGAAGUAGGCUGCCAAGGGUCCAGGACUUCAAGUGGAGAGUGGACGUAGCUAUAUCCACAAGUUCACUGGCCCGUGCACUUCAACCAUCCAUUCUGAUGAUGUUGAAGCUUUCAGAUGGGACUGCUCAUCGCUUUGAAGUGCCAGUUGCAAAGUUUCAAGAACUGAGGUACAACGUUGCCCUUAUACUGAAGGAAAUGAACGACUUGGAGAAAAGGAGUGUACUGAAGAUCCAGGACUGAAUGCGUUGAAACUGGGAUUUACAGAUCUGAAACCACCCUCAGCGUGUUUGGUGAAUGGCAAAGCAGGGAAGCGUCACCACUUUGCCUCUCUGAACUUUAAAGUGGCAUUUAUGGCAUUUAUGAUGUCAGCUGUAAAUAUGUUUUCAUUUCAAGCAUUAAAAGCACAAGGUCUUUUUGUAAGACUUAGGAAAAAAGCAAAAGCAAUUCUCUGAAAAAGCAUAAUGCUGUUUGUGAGAAUUAUUGCAUGAUUCAUCAAAACAUUUUUUAAAUAACAGUCUUAAUAGAUGUAAGAGUCAUUUAUUUCUGAUUGUGAUUCAUCAUUCUCAGUAUUUUUGAAGGCUUGCUACCGGAAGCCCCGUCAGUGUGUAACAGAAGAAAGCUCUGCAAUACCUCAAAUAAAAAAUGCAGCAACAAAAACCAUGCACUCCUGUGCUCUCAUAUGACAAAUGAGAACUGGAGUUUUGCGUAAGUAAAAGUGCUUCUGGCUUCUCACUGACGGAGUUAUGGCUGUGGGUAUUUAAAGGCUAAUUUUUAAGAAAAUUGGAAGUCUGUGGAUCAAAAAAGUUGAGUUUCCAGAACUAAUUCCAUGGAAUUGCACAAGUGGAAAGGUACAAUGUAAGUCUUUAUCUGGUUGAUCAAAAUGGGCUAAACAGCGGUAAUCUCAUAGAUUUCUAACUGGAAAGGCCUGCUUCUUGUUUUAUGUAUUUCCCAUAUAUUCAAUGUGAACAGAAUCAUCUGAAUUACUGGGCAGAAACCUCUGGCACUGCAGUCAUAGCAAAUGGCAGGAGACAGUGAUCUUGUAGUGUCUCCUACAAGAGACAUCUUGAUAUACAAGAUCACUGUAUACUCAUUAAUAGUGCAAAUCAUACUCCUGGGAUAAAGAGGCUGCAUACAGCUUCUGGUAGGAAAGUCAUGGGUGUGAGAAUACCAAGCCACCAGGCCAAGGAAACUGUUACGCAUAAGCUGAAGUUGCCUGUGUUGGUCAGGCAGUUGGACUGGAUGAUCAAUGUAGGUCCCUCCUAACUGAAAUGAACAUUGUAUUUAUUUGCCCCAUGAGUAAAUCUUGGAAGAAGUCCCUUAAUUUGAAACGUAUGUUUUAAUUCUCAUUUAAAUGCCAUGGGACCACAUGUAUGUCCCUAAGACUUUUGCCAAGAAGAGGUGCAUUCCUCGGUCAUUGCCUGAACAAGCUUUCCCCAGCAGCAAAAAUACAGAAGCUGUGAGCAAUGGCCCAGUGACAGCACAAGCCAUGGGCCCUAGAACUAUUGGAUUUAUCCAGCUGCCAAAAGCAGUUUAGAAACCAUGUGCCAUGACUGUUUUUCUCAGUGGCUCAUUCUAGCUGCUUUUAGGGGUUUUACAUCAAUAAUACCACCCAUACUUCUCACUCUUGGUUUUUGUGACUGUAGAACUUGUCUUUAUCUCCCUUACUGCCUGCAGAAAACUAUUGAAAUUAAACCCAUGGAUUAGGAGGCCUUUUACACUCCCACAGCUGUUUCUGUAUGAAAGGAUGAAUUGGCUCUUGGAUUUUAAGAAUCACAACAGGUAUAAAAUGACUUCAUUGUAUUAGUGCAGGCUGCUGUCAAAGAAGUUCUUUUUAAAAGCAUGACAAGGACAGCUCAAUAGCUAUGGUCCAGAAAGCUUUUAAAACCUCUGCAAGAAUGUGUCCUGUAGUUUAAAAUAAACCGAUCAGCCUUUAUUUCAAACUGUUCCAUUUGCUUUGUAGGCUACUCAUCAAUAAGUCUGAGGCUUGAUCCAUACUGCAUCUUAACUACUGUGUUCAGGUUACACCAAAGCAUGUAAAGAGGAGUUAGCUCCUGUAACUUCAAAUGGACUGCAGGUUGCAUUAAUGUGAUGGGGUUUUUUUUCUUUUAGUUUGUGAAGCUUGUUUAUCUUAUUUCUGGAAUUCCAUUAUCACAAAAUGUGAUACAAAACACACAUUCUUGCAUUCCUUGUUACAGCCUUUUCCCUCUGAAUGUUCAGGUUUAUUGGUUUCAAACUAGAAAGGAAUCUCAACUGAGACCACAAGUGAAGUCUUUACACACAAAUGGAAGAUCCUACUUCACAAUUAAAAUACUCCAGCAUUUGAAUUCCACUGCAUUUCUGACUGCAGCCCUUUCAUUUCAAUAAAGAACAAAAAUGACCUUCUCAGAAUCUGGGUAUGCUUGAAUAGAAAUUAUUUUACCCAGCUCACUCUAGGUUUGGUUACACUUCAAGGACACGCCAUGAACCCCCCUUUCUGUACAAUGUGAGAAAGAUACAGCUUGUAUGGGAUGCUGGCUGUGUUGGUCCUGAGCUCUUGUCAGGCUGAUCACCAGUCAGUCAUCAAUUAGGAAGGGAGGAGGUUUGUGUUGGGAAGGACAAGUAUUUUUUUUUCCUCUUACACACUGUUCACAGAGCAACAGGUAGCAAGGACCUUUCCCAGCUUCUAUCAGUAGUGUUUCCUGAAAAACAAACCUCAGUGAUGCAGUUGCUUUCUCUAUUUGAUGGUGUCAUGCAUUUAUUUAAACUGGGUAAUGUGUUUGUGAAUGUCUUAGUUAUAGCUAUUUUCUAACCUGUGGUGUAGGAACAUAAAUUUCCCCAGUUCACUUUUUCUUUCAUUUCCUUUACAGUAUAUGGAACAUUAUACUUUUGCUUUCAAGAUUAAUGUGUCAAAACCUAUUUAAAAUAGAACUGGAACUUGAUUGUU